Messenger RNA from Gossypium arboreum, 633 nucleotides. RefSeq lists its product as uncharacterized. Lineage: Eukaryota; Viridiplantae; Streptophyta; Magnoliopsida; Malvales; Malvaceae. The coding region runs from base 1 to 633 and encodes 210 amino acids. The transcript has a single exon. The record is from RefSeq and is a predicted model, not a curated record.
AUGAAUGAAUGGUUUACCCAGUAUCUGAGAACAAACCCUGUUGUACAACGACCUCCCCCACCUAUUCCUCAACCGGUUCCUAAGGUACCACAAGGUGCUGAACCUGUUAAAAUUGGUAAGCCUUCGAUAGAUAAAAUUUGCAAGCAUGGAGUGGAAAAAUUUAAAGCUACCGUAGAUGAUGAUCCAUUAAGGGCUGAGUUUUGGCUAGAAAAUACUAUUUGGGUAUUUUAUGAAUUGUCCUGCACGCCUACCGAAUGUCUGAAAUGUGCAGUAUCCCUAUUGAAAGAUACAUCUUCUCAUUGGUGGAAUACCAUAACUUCAGUUGUACCGAGAGAGAACGUUAUAUGGGAAUUCUCCCAGGCUGAAUUCAAAAAGAAAUAUGUUUGUCAGAAAUUCAUGGAUCAAAAAAACAAAGAACUUUUAGAGUUCAAACAAGGAAACUUAACUGUAUCAGAAUAUGAACGAGAAUUUGUUCGGUUGAGCAAAUAUGGCAGAGAAUGGGUUUUAACUGAGGCUGAGAUAUGUAAAUGCCUUGAAGAGGGUUUAAAUGAAGAUAUCAAGUUAUUGAUUGGAAUUCUCGAAAUAGGGAAAUUUGCGGUGUUAGCCGGUCGAGUUCACAAAGUUGAGGAAUGA